Raphanus sativus (radish) is the source of this 1262-nucleotide messenger RNA. RefSeq names its product bidirectional sugar transporter SWEET11. Gene Ontology annotation, cellular component: membrane. Bases 120 to 968 code for a protein of 282 amino acids. Gene Ontology annotation, biological process: carbohydrate transport. The record is from RefSeq and is a predicted model, not a curated record. NCBI's taxonomy places the organism in Eukaryota, Viridiplantae, Streptophyta, Magnoliopsida, Brassicales, Brassicaceae. Gene Ontology annotation, molecular function: sugar transmembrane transporter activity. The transcript has 6 exons.
AUGCUAUGUUCGUGCCAUCAGCUUUUACAUUACGAGAAAACACUUACAAAUCUAAGUGAGAUAUCUCUCCUUCUUCCUCCAAAAAACCCUAAGCAGUUUAUUUAAACCAAAAGAAAACCAUGCCUCUCUUUGACACUCACAACACAUGGGCCUUUGUCUUUGGUUUGAUGGGGAAUGUAAUCUCCUUCGCCGUGUUCCUCUCUCCUGUGCCAACGUUCUAUAGGGUGUGGAAGAAGAAGACAACGGAAGGGUUUCAGUCUCUUCCUUACGUCGUGGCGCUCUUCAGUGCAACACUUUGGCUUUACUACGCAACACAGAAGAAAGAUGUAUUCCUCCUUGUCACCAUCAACUCCUUUGGAUGCUUCAUAGAAACCAUCUACAUCUCUAUCUUCCUUGCCUUCGCACCUAAGAAAGCCAGGAUGCUGACAGUGAAGUUGCUACUUCUUAUGAACUUUGGAGGAUUCUGCUUGAUUCUCCUUCUAUGUCAAUUCUUGGCAAAAGGAACCACACGUGCUAAGAUCAUCGGAGGAAUAUGUGUCGGAUUCUCUGUUUGUGUUUUUGCUGCUCCUCUAAGCAUAAUCAGGACGGUAAUAAAGACCAGAAGUGUGGAGUACAUGCCCUUUAGCUUAUCCUUAACCCUUACAAUCAGUGCUGUCGUAUGGCUCCUUUAUGGUCUUGCUCUCAAGGACAUCUAUGUUGCUUUCCCUAAUGUGAUUGGUUUUGCCCUCGGUGCACUUCAAAUGAUACUCUACGUGGUUUACAAAUACUGUAAAACGCCGCCACAUUUGGGAGAGAAAGAAGUGGAAGCUGCUAAGUUACCGGAGGUGACCCUCGAUAUGCUGAAGCUAGGCACCGUGUCGUCCCCUGAUCCAAUCGCAGCCGUUCGUCAAACGAACAAGUGUACCUGCGGAAAUGAUCGGGGGGCGGAGGUUGAAGGCAAGCAGUCCUCUUCCGCAACAGCCACAUGAACAAUCUCGUUGACGACUAUGCAAUGUUGACUUUACCCCCAACUUGAUAUACCAACCACCACGUAUUCCCGUUAUGCUGUCGUGUUUUUCUGAGUUAAUCAAGUGUGCGAAGUAGAGAAAUAAUUUCCCAGGAUAAAUAUAUGCAUUUUCGGAUGUUAUAUAUAUGUUUCUGGAAUUAAAUUCUCCACUUCUUUUUUAAACUUUUAUGUAAUUACCUAUUGGGGAUAUGUAUAUUUCCUAUUUUCAGGUGUAACGAAAACUAUCAAAGUUAUCUAUUGGCUGAUUGUUUCAACU